UUUGGAAGGGGACUGACAAAACCCACCAGUCGAUCCGGUUGUCCGCAGGAGAGGGAGAGCGACGGAAGUUCGGAUAGCGAGCGAGAGAGAAAGGGAGCUAAGUCUUAGAGAGGAAUUGAGAGACUGAGAUUUGGAUUGGUUUUGGAAUUUUCUGUUUUUGACACAUUAUGUCUCCUAAUCUCUGGAUUUCUCCUCCCAUUACAGCUGCUGCCACUGCUUUUCCUACUGGAGAGACUUGAGCAUUACAUCAGCUGCUGAUAUUUCUGUUGUGUUAAUUCCUGUCGAAUAUUUUGAAGAGGCAAGAUGAGUUCCAGAAUACAAUCCCAUCAGCUUAGCAAUGGCCUCUACGUAUCAGGGAGGCCUGAGCAGCCUAAAGAGAGAACCCCAACGAUGAGCUCUGUACCCAUGCCCUAUACUGGUGGAGAUAUUAAGAAAUCAGGAGAGCUAGGGAAGAUGUUUGAUAUCCCUGUGGAUGGCUCCAAGUCCAAGAAGUCAGGACCUAUAACUGGUGGCUCCAUGAGGUCUGGAUCUUUUGGAGGUGUUGCAUCUCACUCUGGACCUAUCAUGCCUAAUGCUACAUCUCGCGCCAUGUACACCACCUCAGGUUCUUUACCUUCUCAAGGCCUUUCUGGUUCAGCUUCAUUGAAAAAAUCAAAUUCUGGACCUCUGAGCAAGCAUGGGGAACCUGUAAAGUUGUCUGGUCCACAGUCUGGUGGAGUAACACCUACCGGUCGUCAAAACUCUGGGCCUCUUCCUCCUGUACUACCUGCAACAGGCCUUAUCACAUCAGGACCCAUUUCUUCAGGACCUCUAAAUUCUUCUGGAGCUCCAAGGAAGGUUUCUGGUCCUUUAGAAUCUAUGGGAUCCAUUAAAUUACAGGGUUCUGCAGCUCAUAGUCAUGCUGUAACUACUCUUACUUAUGAUGAUGAUUAUUCAUUUGCAAAGAACUUCCCUAAGAUAGUAUUAUGGUCAUUAAUUCUUCUAUUUGUGAUGGGUUUUAUUGCUGGGGGCUUUAUUCUUGGAGCUGUCCAUAAUGCAAUCCUCCUCAUUGUGGUUGUGGUUCUUUUUGCUGCUGUUUGUACACUUUUCAUUUGGAAUACCUACUGGGGAAGAAGAGCAAUUAUGGGUUUCAUUGCUCGCUAUCCAGAUUCUGAACUUAGGACUGCAAAGAAUGGACAAUUUGUCAAGGUCUCCGGGGUGGUUACCUGUGGUAACAUGCCCCUGGAGUCAUCCUUCCAAAAAGUUCCAAGAUGUGUAUAUACAUCGACGAGUUUAUAUGAGUACCGCGGAUGGAGUUCCAAAGCUGUCAAUCCUACACAUCGCCGUUUUACUUGGGGGCUCAGAUCACUAGAAAGACAUGUGGUUGACUUCUACAUCUCUGAUUUUCAAUCUGGAUUAAGAGCAUUGGUUAAGUCUGGUUGUGGAGCCAGGGUGACUCCGUAUGUUGACGAUCCAAUUGUUAUUGAUGUUAAUCCAGUAAAUGAAGAAUUAUCUCCCGACUUUGUCAGGUGGUUAGGAGAACGAAAUCUUUCAAGUGAAGGUCGAUUAAUGCGCUUAAGAGAAGGGUAUAUCAAGGAAGGAAGCACGGUCAGUGUAAUGGGAGUUGUUCAUAGAAACGAAAAUGUGCUAAUGAUUGUCCCUCCGCCUGAUCCGAUCGCAAGUGGGUGUGAAUGGAGCAAGUGCAUAUUUCCAGCUAGUAUUGAAGGUAUUGUAUUGCAGUGUGAAGACGCGUCGAAGAACGAUGUGAUAGCCGUGUAGCAUCAGGAACUCGCUUGACACACUGAGCCUUUGCUCACGUAAGAAUCUUCUUUCCUCAUUUAAUAUUUGGGUUUGCUGGUGGUGGUAGGUAGGUAGGUUAGGACUGAUGAGUUGACAGAGAUUGCAAGGGUUAAAGAGGGGAUGGGGUGGUGUUGUUUUUAGUUUUGGUGUAUAGUUUUCGAGAGUUUCUUUUCCACGUUUUUGGUGGAGGGAAAGGGCAUGAGAAAGCUUCUUGUAGUAGGGAUUGGGAUUGGGGUUGGUGUUCGUGUUCGUGUUCGUGUUCGUGUUGUGGAGAAAUUCGAACUAGUUCAAACAAGAUUGACGAUUAAUGUUAAAUAGAAUCAAAGUGUACGCGUUUUCUGUCUUGAUUCGAA
Molecule: messenger RNA, 2132 nt
Organism: Cucurbita maxima (winter squash)
Lineage: Eukaryota; Viridiplantae; Streptophyta; Magnoliopsida; Cucurbitales; Cucurbitaceae
Exons: 6
Coding region: 304-1758 (484 amino acids)
Source: RefSeq, a predicted model, not a curated record